UUCAGGUCUCCACAGUCGGGCAGAGGGACCACAGAGUUGCUGAAUUUCAUCACACAGCACUCGGAAUUCACUUCCAAACCUGGAUUUUUAUUCACUCACCUGCUAAAAUGUUUCAAAGGUGGUCUCUUGUCUUGCAUCUCAUCCUGCUGUGCUGGUUGACCGCUGCCCUGCAGGUUAUAGAAGAGCGAGGCUCGGGGGGGCAUCUGGACCUGACUGAGUUAAUUGGCGUGCCGCUCCCUCCCUCGGUCUCUUUCACUCCUGGGUAUGAAGGGUUCCCAGCGUACAUCUUUGGGCCUGAAGCCAACAUCGGCCGGCUCACCAAGACCUUCGUGCCGGGGUCGUUCUACAAGGAUUUUGCCAUCAUCGUCACGGUGCGACCGUCCAGUCAGAGGGGGGGCAUGCUCUUUGCCAUCACAGACGCCGGUCAGCAGGUGGUGGAGCUGGGUUUGGCCCUCACUCCGGUGCGUGGGGGCCUCCAGAGUAUCUUAUUGUACUACACUGACAGAGGCCAGGUGUCCCACAGCCACAAAGCUGCAGCCUUCAGUGUGCCUGAUAUGACUGACCAGUGGACACGGUUCACGGUGGUGGUGGAGCACAAUGAGGUGCGUCUCUACAUGGACUGUGGAGAGGCAGAGAGGGCAACUUUCCAUCGCAGCCCGGAGAGCCUCACGUUUUCUCACAACUCAGGCAUCUUUGUCGCUAACGCAGGAAACACGGGGCUUGACAAGUUUGUGGGCUCCAUUCAGCAGCUGGUGAUAAAAGAUGAUCCGAGGGUGGCUGAGGAGCAGUGUGAAGAUGAUGAUCCUUAUGCCUCGGGAUUCGCCAGCGGAGACGAUGCUCUGGAUGACAGGGAGACAGAGGAGGAAAUGACCAAGAGCAAACACGGCACAGCACAAGGGGAGGACAGUUUUCCAGUCAGAGCUCCUCCCACUGAGGCUCCGGAGGGGGAGCUUGAAGAGUUUUCUGGUCACAUGACACCAACAGAGAGCAAUGAAGAAAUGAUAGGAGGGCCACACCAGACAGAGGAGGCAGGAGAGAGAUCAGGAGAUGGUCAUGUCAGGCCUGAGAUAAAAGGAGAGCGUGGAGAUCCUGGACCACCUGGACCACCUGGUCCCCCAGGACCGACCCCUCGCCCUGGGCAAACUCAUCCUGGAUCAAGGGGGACCAAAGGGCCAGCAGGGACCCCCGGAUCCACUGGACUGCCAGGGAGGGAUGGACAGAAGGGAAACAAGGGGGAUACAGGAGACCCAGGUCAGAGUGGACCUCAGGGAUUUCCAGGUUUGGAUGGAAAAGCUGGACCAAGCGGAGACAAGGGAGACUCAGGAAUCGGUUUACCAGGCCCUCCAGGCCUCCCUGGGCCACCUGGACCCCCAAGAUCACGCAGUGUACCAUAUGGAGCAGAUGCUCUGGGUUCUGGCUUUGAAGACUUGGACAGUGACACUGAACUCAUCAGGGGUCCUCCUGGUCCACCAGGGCCUCCAGGGCCUCCUGGUGCCUCUGGAUCUGACAUGUUACCUGACACAGCUGAAGGCCUCCCCUCUGGUCACGAUGGCCCCUCUGGUGUUCCCGGAAGAGACGGGGCCGCAGGCAAACCUGGAACACCAAUGUUAGUGGAUUGGUUUAGUGGUUCUGGGCCCGAUGAGUCAGGUUUGAGCGCAGUGUGGUCCUCGGACCUCGGCUCAGACCUCGGCUCUGGUUUCAGCUCUGGGUUCAGCUCUGAAUCCGGUGUGGCCUCUGGGUCUGGGCUUGUCUCCGGGUCUGCUUGGGGUUCAGGCGAGGGUCCAGCAGGAAAGGAUGGGGCUCCAGGUCUACAAGGAGCAGGGGGAGAGAAGGGUGACCAAGGGUUAACUGGGCUAUCUGGGCCAAAGGGUGAAUGUGGCUCUCUGGGAACAGCAGGGCUCCCGGGGGCCGAAGGGCCAAUGGGCCCACAGGGGGAGAGAGGCCUAAUAGGUCCCCCAGGACUGCCUGGACCCCCGGGACCUCAGGCAACCAAAUUCUUUGUAGAGGAUAUGGAGGGAUCAGGGAAGAGUGACAUGCUCCUUGGAGCUGGAGUGAAAGGCCCACAGGGUCCUCCUGGCCUACCUGGCCCACAAGGACCUGAGGGUGAGGACGGAGCCCCUGGAUCUCCAGGGCUCUCUGUGAAGGGAGAACCAGGAGACCCCGGAGCAGAGGGUCUCCAGGGUCCUGCUGGACUACCAGGCGUUCGGGGGGUGAAAGGAGAAAAGGGAAAUCAUGGACCAAAGGGCGAUCGAGGCGCUGAUGGACUCAGUAUCCCAGGAUCACCUGGGCCUCCUGGACUGCCUGGACCUAGUUUUAAUUUGCAGGAUCUGCUCCUCAACGUUACGGAUGGAAUUUUCAACUUCACAGAGAUCAGAGGAGCACCGGGGCCCAUGGGCUCUGAAGGCUUGCCAGGCAGAGCUGGAUUUCCUGGCCCCAGAGGACCAAAGGGAGAAAUAGGUCCUGAGGGUAUCCAGGGGCCUUCAGGACUCAAGGGAGAAAAAGGAGAGGCAGGAGUCACCAUUGCUGCUGAUGGAUCUCUCUUAUCUGCACCGAGAGGCCCCCAAGGGCCCAAAGGCAUUAAGGGUGACCGUGGGUACCAAGGACCAUCUGGAGUUAUGGGCCCAAUAGGACCGACAGGGCUAAAGGGAGAAUAUGGCUUCCCUGGUCGUGCGGGGCGACCUGGUUUGCCUGGAAGGAAAGGAGACAGAGGAGAAGCUGAUGGCCUGCAGGGACCACCAGGUCCUCCCGGCCCACCUGGAAUUCCCGGAAGAAUUCUUGGUCUCAAGGGAACAGUGUUCCCCGUGCGCCCCAGACCGCACUGCAAAAAGGGACUAGAGUCAGUGACAAGGGGAGAUUCAGCUGGAGCUAAAGGUGACAAAGGAGAUGAGGGGAUGCCUGGAGAGCCUGGUACAUCUGAAUCUGGAUUUCUGGAUGGAAUUGUGGGUGCGAGAGGAAAUCAGGGGAACAAAGGUGAAAAGGGAGAAAGGGGUGACACCGCUGGGCCUGGUCCUCCGGGAAUGCCUGGCAGGUCAGGACUUGUGGGUCCAAAAGGUGAGUCCAUCGUGGGUCCUCAGGGUCCCAUAGGUCCUCCUGGCGUGCCUGGAGCCCCUGGGUUCGGGCGACCUGGCCCCCGAGGCCCCGCUGGCCCCACUGGCCCUCCGGGACCUGCACCUCCAUAUGGAUCUGCUGACAGCGUACCUGGCCCUCCUGGUCCUCCCGGUCCACCAGGAUCUUCAGGAUCUUCAGGAUCCGGCAACCUGGUGACCGUAUAUAAAUCCACUCACGCUCUGAUCAGAGAGAGUCAACGGGCUCCAGAAGGAACCCUAGCCUAUGUUUCUGAGAGAGGAGGAGAGCUGUACAUCAAGCGGCGGAACAGCUGGCGCAAGAUCCAGCUCGGAGAGUUGCUCCAUCACGGACCUUCCUCCUCAGCAGAGUCUCAGACGCUCAGCGUACCUGGAGAAUAUAGCAGAACACACAGGAGCCACAGCCAGGAGCUGCAGGAGGGCGGUAGAGGAUAUCAGCCCAGCUUUAACGUACUACCCCAGACCUUUAAUGCUGUUCCUGGGCUCCAUCUGGUAGCACUGAACUCACCUCUGAAAGGGGAUAUGCGUGGCAUCCGGGGGGCCGACUUCCAGUGCUACCAGCAGGCGCGCUCCGUGGGACUGACGGCCACGUACAGGGCCUUCCUGUCCUCACACCUCCAGGACCUGUCCACCAUCGUGAGGAAGGCGGACCGCAAUGACAUGCCAGUGGUUAAUCUCAGGGGUGAAGUGUUGUUCAGCAGUUGGAUGUCCAUCUUCUCUGGGAAUGGAGGAACAUUUAAUCCAUCCACUCCCAUUUACUCCUUUGACGGACGCAACGUUAUGACUGAUUCAGCAUGGCCAGAGAAGCUGGUGUGGCACGGCUCCAGCACCGUGGGCAUCCGUCUGACCCACAACUACUGCGAGGCGUGGAGGACGGGCGACAUGGCGGUGACGGGCCAGGCCGCGCUGCUGCAGACGGGCCGACUGCUGGGGCAACACACCCAGUCCUGCUCCAACCCCUACGUCGUGCUGUGCAUAGAGAACACAUACGUGGGCAACACACAUCUGAGGAGGACCUGAGGAGACAGGGGACACACACACACACUUACACACACGUUAACACAUGAAGAAUUACACAUGCAGGCAUGCUGAAAGUAGAAAAUGUGAACACUGUGCACAUGAAUGGGAAAAACAGGCAGGCACAUACACACAUAAUGAUGUUAUAGACAUGACUCUCGAGUACAGACGAAAAACACAAUAUUUCCCCAAUUUUUUAUUUUCUUAAUUGUUUAAUCACGCUCAUAUUGAAAAGAUUAAAAAAAUGAAUAAAAUGAAAUAGGGCACAUUUACCACGACGCUUUGCUCGCUAUACAAAUAGACACAGUACACAGCUAACAUUGAAGGAUUGACCCAUGAUCGCAGUGUGGCGCCCCCUGCAGACUCGCCAACAGCUUUGUUUACACUCAUUAUCUAUGAUUGUUGUCGGUUUCAGGAUAUUUCAAGUAUUUUUCUCAAGUUUUCUGCUGCUUGUGACCUGAACUAGUCUCAACAUUAACAUCUGUGCUUUAGCAUUAGCAUUAGAGUUGAAAUCAAUGUGUGAAUUUCAUUAAUUUAUACUGUAGCGGGAAAUAGUGUGAAAAAUCUAGUAAAGUUCAGAUCUUGAAGAUGUUGUAACAUGUAUAUAUAAAUAUAUAUAUAUAUAUAUAUAUAUAUGUAUUGGUGUUGUUGUUGACAAAUGUUUUACUUUCUUACUCUGUAGAGGUAGCUGUAGGUUUUUCGCUCACUGUGCUUCGACUGAGACGUAGUUGCAGUCUCAUGCCUGUAAAGAUGACGUAGACCUGGUUUUCAUGGAAGUGUUCGUUUUUCUGAUCCGUGACUAUGAAGUUUCUGUUCAUACUAAACUUGAGGGGACAUUUGUACUGACUGACUGGUGCUCACAGAAAAUAAAAUGUCUUAUUUUGUGUUUUUUAA
Molecule: messenger RNA, 4994 nt
Organism: Pleuronectes platessa (European plaice)
Lineage: Eukaryota; Metazoa; Chordata; Actinopteri; Pleuronectiformes; Pleuronectidae
Gene: col15a1b
Product: collagen, type XV, alpha 1b
Exons: 45
Coding region: 108-4103 (1331 amino acids)
Source: RefSeq, a predicted model, not a curated record